Molecule: messenger RNA, 207 nt
Organism: Bipolaris sorokiniana ND90Pr
Lineage: Eukaryota; Fungi; Ascomycota; Dothideomycetes; Pleosporales; Pleosporaceae
Exons: 1
Source: RefSeq, a predicted model, not a curated record
CUAUGCAAUGGAGUCAGAGGCUGCAUUCAUGUCGGCUAUGCUACCGAAGACCCUUUUCUCUACCCCGACGGUAGUACCCUAAGCACUUAUGAGUAUGUAGUUGACCAGACGGGCACCGGCAUGGGCAAUGGUGUUCCUGCCAGCAAAGAGGAAUUCCCCCAGACGUGCAUGAACGGCAAUGUCCCUCCUGCAGGAGUUGAACUUGUC